Cataglyphis hispanica is the source of this 533-nucleotide messenger RNA. RefSeq lists its product as uncharacterized. NCBI's taxonomy places the organism in Eukaryota, Metazoa, Arthropoda, Insecta, Hymenoptera, Formicidae. The record is from RefSeq and is a predicted model, not a curated record. The transcript has 4 exons. The annotation marks the transcript as partial.
AUAUUUCUAAAAAAGCUAAAAAAAAACAUAAUAAUCGAUACUGCAAAAUUUACUUUUGAAAAUGGAGAUAAAUAUGAGGGAACGUAUCAAAUAGAUUUGAACAAAUACAGUAUAGUUAAACAAGAUCAAGGAACAUACAUAACUGAUAACUUUGAAGUAUAUAACGGUACAUGGAACGAUGACAAGUUCGGCGGUAAUUUUCACAUUCGGUACAACAAUAAUGCGCAAUAUAAGGGUAAUAUUGAUAAAAACAGUUGGAUGAGUGGUCUAGGAACAUAUAUAUUUCCCGAUGAAUCCUCGUUGACGGCUUUUUGGUCGCAAAAUAAAUGUAUUUCAGAUGUCAUUUAUCAAGAAGCACUUGGAUAUAAAUGGACAACUGAAUCAGUUUUAGACAAUCAAAUUUUAUUCACAACUGGAAAUCAUUUUUGGGAUAAAAUAUGUGAAAGAUCUUUGGAAGAAAAAUGUUCACCCUGUGUCCAAUAAAUUAAGCUAUAAAUGUAAAACAUAAUUAUAUGUAAUAUAUGUAUAAUUGA